Hyaloscypha bicolor E is the source of this 495-nucleotide messenger RNA. Its product is annotated as DUF1857-domain-containing protein. The record is from RefSeq and is a predicted model, not a curated record. The coding region runs from base 1 to 495 and encodes 164 amino acids. The transcript is spliced from 4 exons. Lineage: Eukaryota; Fungi; Ascomycota; Leotiomycetes; Helotiales; Hyaloscyphaceae.
AUGACGAUCAUUUACGCAGCUGCCACAGCACCGGUGAACUCACCCGGGGUCUCCCCAGUUAUUACAAUGAAGCAACUUUGGGCAGGCUUGGAGCUGAAAGUUCGGUAUCCACAACUCUUCUUGGCCGUUAUCGAUACCUGCGAUGUGCUGGAAGACGAUGGCGAAACUGUCUUGCGCGAAGUCAAGUUCAAGGACGUAGGCAUGGCCCCAGUAAUCGGUCCAAAAGUCCAAGAAAAGAUUACAAGCAUCGCCCCCAUCUCAGUACAUUUCCUCUUCCCUUCAAUGGGAAAUGCCAGUAAGGUUCUGAACAUCGUUUCCUCUGGCAUGGAUGGCGAAUUGCUUCUCACAUUUACUUUUGAGUGGGAGCAUAAGGAGAUCGAGGAGGGGAGUGAGGAGGCGGUGAAGAAGCAGAACCAGUAUCAGGAGACUGCGCCGAGGGGCGUAGCGGGGACAAUUAGUGCAAUCAGGCAGAUGGUGAAAGAUGGGAAGCUUUGA